This is a messenger RNA of Malus domestica (apple), 9469 nucleotides long. RefSeq names its product protein NO VEIN-like. Gene Ontology annotation, biological process: embryo development ending in seed dormancy; root development; leaf vascular tissue pattern formation. Gene Ontology annotation, molecular function: zinc ion binding; nucleic acid binding. Gene Ontology annotation, cellular component: nucleus. The record is from RefSeq and is a predicted model, not a curated record. NCBI's taxonomy places the organism in Eukaryota, Viridiplantae, Streptophyta, Magnoliopsida, Rosales, Rosaceae.
GGGAUGUCCACCGCUGUCCAGUUUCACUCUGUUUCUUUCCGCCAUGUUCAGGCACCCUUCUAUUUUCCGACCGCCCUCCGCCAGAGAACGGGAUUGGCGACAACCGCCGCCGCCUCAGCAAUCAUACCCACAACCUCUAAACUCCAAUUUCUCUCUCCAAAACCAAAACCAAAACCAAAACCCCACCAAUUCAUCCUAUAUUUAUCCUCAAAACCCCGCCUUUGCCCCCAACCUUGCCCACAACCCCAAUUUCCCUAAUUUUAUAUUCCAAAACCCUAAUUUCCCAAUCCAAACCCCUAGCUUCCCGCUCCAAAACCCUAUUUUUAAUCCCCUACAGCUUCCAAAUCCAACGUUUCAGCCCCAGACCUCUUCUGAGAACCCGAAACCCAAUGUCGAUCCUCAACAGCUCCCAAAUUCUGCGUUUCGGCCUCAGACUUCAUGUGAGAACCUGAAAGAGAUGCUGGAGAGGAUCGAUCGGGCAGUCGAAAAGGCUCGCGGUGAUUUUGUGGCGGCAGGAAGGAGCGUCUCGGCGUGGAAGGUGUUACAGUCUGCGCUUGUGACGCUCAAGGUUGAUGACUGGAGCUUUCUUCUCGGGCUUCAAAUGCAUCAAGUCCCUUCUCUUCACCGCCUCAUGCUCACCGAAGGCAGGAUAAGUUCAUUUAUCCAUUGCUUUGUUCUGGCUCGAAGAAUUACAUCUUUGUAUGAUUUGGAACUUGCAAUCUGCAAGAAUGAGGAUAUUGAGGAGUUUGAAGUGCUGGGAUUGGGCCCUUUGUUCCGUCACCCCCUUGUUUUGCAUUAUUUCCCAGUGAGUUCUGAUACAACUGAAGUGUUUAAGAUAACUAGCGAGGAGAUACUAUGUUUACUCACCUUCUAUCAAGAACAUAAACGUAAAGUCUCUGUUGAAGAAUUUUUGGAUUAUAUUGUUAAGAGGCGAUCAGUUGCAAGCAAGGAAAAUAUCGGAAUUCGAAUUUGUAGCUUGGGGGUGCACGUUUCUUCUAUUCGGAAAGGCAGGAAGUUAGAACGUGCCGCUCUAAUUAAAUCUCAAGAGCAAGUUAGAAUGCGCCGCUAUAAGAAGAAGGCACCAAUUCUUACCUCAUUGAAUGAGCAGCUAGACAAGCAUUUCUGUGACAUUUCUCAGCAUGCUGAAUUGUUUUCUGUUGUACAAAAGGAAUUUUGUGGCAAGAAAGAUAGAUUUGUUUCUUCAAGUUCAAAGGAUGGAGGUGGUAAGGAUUUUUUACAUGAAGAUGACAAAGAUAAAGGUCAUACAUUCACCGAGGUUAACUUUUCGUUACAAUCUGCUAAAAUUUCGGACCAAGUGAGUAACUCUACUUACGUCUCUGCAAUAGAAGAGAGACCUUUGCACGGAACAAAUCACCCUUCUCCAGCUUGUGGAACCCAAAGGCAUAAUGAGGGUAAUGGGUCCGUAAAAAAGAAAAGAAAGUGCGAAAAUCUAAGCAGCCCCAUCUCUGUCCCCCAAAAAUUACGAAAGAGAGACAAGGUAGAACAUGAUGUUCUUUUUACUAAGAAUGACCAUGAAACCGAGGAGGACAGUAGUAUGAUUAAAACUGAUCUUUCAGUUUCCAAUGAUUUUUUGAGGAAGUUUAUUACAACUUGGAAGGAUGCAUGUAAGGAGCAGACUGUGACUGAGGUACUUUGGAGCAUGCUUCAGUGUUAUGAUAAGAGGACGAAAAAAAUCAGCAGAAUGUUUGCUUCAGACCCAUUGAUUGGAUUAUUGAAUGUUGCUGUCUCAUCUAUCAAAUGUGGAAUGUGGGAUAGCAUGUAUGAUACAUCCCAAUCCAUUGGCCAACACGAAUUAAGUAGAACUUCUACUGAUAAAUAUUCUGAAUAUUUGAACACAGAUGUUGAACCAAUUAUUAAGGAUGCACCGCCAGUCAUUACUGAACAUGUUACCCAACAUACUCAGACCUCACAGUGCCUAGAGCAGGAUCAUCAACGUCGUCAGAGAAUUCAUGGAUGUCGUCAGAGAGUGCUCACCAUGGAUUAUGACAAUGUUGUGGCAGCCUCACACUGCCUGGAGCAGGAUCAUCAACGUCGUCAGAGGAUUCAUGGACGUCGUAAGAGAGUGCUCACCAUGGAUUAUGACAAUGUUGUGGCAGCCUCACGCUGCCUAGUGCAGGAUCAUCAACGUCGUCUGAGAAUUCAUGGACGUCGUCAGAGAGUUCUUGGUAAGCCAGUCCGGUGUAUGCAGAAGAUAAUCCAAAAGAGUGAGAAAAAGAACACGGGCAAAGGCUCAUCCAGAGGAUCUCCUCUUGAAAAAAAAGUCUGCUAUCUGUGUGGUCAAGUUGGACACGUUCACAAGAACUGCUUCCAACAGACUGGAUCAUCUUUGGCCCCAAAGGAUCCCUUGGAAUUGGUUCAGCACCCAGCUCAGUCAAACAGAUAUGUUGGGAAAUUUCCAGUUCAUCCCCAGCCACAACAGAGUAUGAACAGAGCACCAAUGCCACAGAACAGUGGAUGCGAAUUUGUAGCAUGUGGACCUGCAGGUGGUCAAGUAGCCGUUGCUGGAGAAGCGAUGGAAGAGAAAGUCAAUGCUGUGGUAGAUGGUGUGUCAGUUGAAGACAUAAUCAGGAAAGUUGCUACAUAUUUUGAAUUUGAUCAUGGAAUGUGCAUCAGCGGUGAGCCACUUCAGGAGAAGAUAUUUAUCUUCUUGAGAAAGCUUUGCAAUUGUGAAAUUUGGUUGGUUGAAGAAUUUCGUGUAAAGGAAUUUAGGUCCCUUGGUUUUGGGGAAUUUCUAAUGUUUUUAGAAAAAUAUGCCUGUCUACUUCCACGUGAGCUGUGCAAGUUCUUGACUGGUGACGGAAGUGAAAAGUGUCCUUUGGAGGUUUGCAUGCUCCAGCAUUAUUUGAUUGUGUUAGUUUCGCAAGCUAUAAAUAGUUUAUGGGAAGAUGAAGAAAUUAGCAAACUAAAUAUUCCAUUACUGCUUAGGAAGCAGUUUCCAUUGAUUAGUUUCCAAACCAUUGAAAAUAGUUCUGUAGAAGAUUUUCUGAGUAUAGUGGAGAAGCAUAAAAGCACUGCAAUUUCCAAACGUAUUCUAUUUUCAAUGACAUUAUAUGGAACUAGUUACCCGAUAGACUCAUCAAAGCACUCUAAGAAAACGAAAACCCAUGAAUCUGUAACCUCCAAGGAUGCAAUUCAAGUCCUACUCAGAGCUCCAAUGAUGUUGGAUUUAAACUUAUGGUCACAUUGGGACCUCUUGUUUGCUCCCUCUCUUGGUCCACUUGUACUAUGGUUAUUGAAUGAGGUCAACACUGAUGAACUGCUGUGUUUGGUGACAAAGGAUGGAAAAGUGAUUCGGUUAGACCAUUCAUCUACUGUAGGUUCAUUCUUGGAAGCUGCUCUUCAAGGAUCGUCUUUCCAAACAGCAGUGAAAAUGUUAUCUCUGUUCUCACUAUCUGGGGGAGAAAAACAUGUCCCAGUGUCCCUUUUGAAAUUUCAUCUGCAGCAUGCAUUUGAAGUCAUUUUGAAGAAUCAUCUUCUGGAAGUAAAAGUCAGUAAGAAUUUUCUUAAUCAAGAAAAAGAUUUUUCUGGAAAGCAAAUGGUUUGUGAAGGUUCGACAAGUAAAUUAUGUAAUGAGUUACACAGGGACCUAACUCGGAUGAAUAUCGGUGAAUCAGUUUUAUCAAGAUUUGUCAUUGAUUGUCUUGGCUAUCUACCUGCAGAGUUUCGUAGUUUUGCUGCCGAUGUAUUGCUUUCAGGGAUGCAAUCUGUUUUCAAACAUGCUGCUUCAGCCAUUUUGGGUGAGUGCAAGCAAACAGAGCAGCGGCUCAUGCUUCAUGAAGUUGGCUUAUCUCUUGGUAUAAUAGAAUGGAUUGAUGAUUUCCAUAAAUUUUGUUCCUAUGAUGCUGCUGAUUCAUUCAUUUCUGGGUCGUCAUGCUUCGCUGUUAGGCAUAAAACGGGGUCAGACUCAAAGUAUAUGAAAGAUGUGUCAGAUAAGCUUGCCGCUUAUGAAGGGACUAUGAGUGCAUCUGUUAUGGAAGACAAGCAAAAAGAUGAAUGUACUGAAGCCUGUCUAAAGAUUAGUUGUGCAGAAGCUUCCGAAGCUACAAUUGUCAGUGGCUACCCAGAGCAUUAUGCUGAACUUAAUGAACUGGAAGAUCGAGUGCUGGUAAUCGAGUCAAUUAGGAGAGAUGAAUUUGGUCUAGAUUCAAGCCUGUCAAAUGUUGAAAGUAUCAUCCUAAAGAAGCAGCACACUCGGUUAGGCCGAGCUCUGCAUUGCCUUUCGCAGGAAUUGUAUUCUCAGGAUUCCCAUUUUCUUCUUGAGCUGGUUCAAAACGCUGAUGAUAAUACCUACCCAUCAAAUGUAGAACCAACUCUAACAUUCAUUCUUCAAGAUUCAGGUAUUCUUGUUUUGAAUAAUGAACGGGGCUUUUCUGCCCAGAACAUUAGGGCACUAUGUGAUGUUGGAAAUUCAACCAAGAAAGGAUCUAAUGCUGGAUACAUAGGGCAGAAGGGCAUUGGUUUCAAAUCAGUUUUUCGGGUUACAGAUGCUCCAGAAAUACAUUCCAAUGGUUUUCAUAUAAAGUUUGAUAUAAGUGAGGGUCAGAUUGGUUUAAUUUUGCCCACAGUUGUACCUCCUCGCAAUAUUGACUUGUUUAGCAGCCUGACAUCUAUUGACAAUGAUAAACGGGAUUGUAACAGCUGGAACACUUGCAUUGUUCUUCCUUUCAGAUCAAAAGUAUCAGAUGGAACUGUCAUGAUAAACAUAAUUAAUAUGUUUUCAGAUCUUCAUCCAUCUCUACUGCUCUUUCUCCACCGCCUCCAGUGUAUAAAGUUUAGAAACUUGCUCGAUAAUACCCUUACAGUCAUGAGAAAAUAUAUUGUGGGAGAUGGUAUCGUUAAGAUUUCAUGUGGAAAAGAGAACAUGACAUGGUUUGUAGUUUCUCAGAAAUUGCAAGCAGAUUUCAUUCGUACUGAUGUACAGACAACAGAAAUCUCAAUUGCAUUUACUUUGAAGGAAUCAGAUAAUGGUGAUUACAGUUCCGAUCUAAUCCAACAGCCUGUUUUUUCAUAUCUACCUCUCAGAACAUAUGGACUGAAAUUUAUUCUUCAGGGUGAUUUUGUUCUUCCUUCAUCUAGAGAGGAAGUAGAUGGAGAUAGUCCCUGGAACCAGUGGCUGUUGUCUGAAUUUCCUGAUUUGUUUGUCAAUGCAGAGAAAUCAUUUUGUUCUCUUCCAUGUUUUAAAGAGAAUCCCGGGAGAGCUGUGACAGUCUAUAUGUCCUUUGUUCCGCUUGUGGGUGAAGUGCAUGGUUUCUUUUCUCCUCUUCCGCGAUUGAUUACUGCAAAAUUACGAGCAUCGAAUUGCUUACUCAUGGAAGGGGGAAAUAAUGAAUGGGUUCCUCCUUGCAGAGUCCUAAGAGGUUGGAAUAAACAGGCUCGUUUGCUUCUCCCUGAUGCCUUACUGCGUGAGCAUCUUGGCCUUGGGUUCUUGGAUAAAAAUAUACUUCUGCCGGAUCCGCUCGCAAGAGUUCUAGGUAUUAGUGAGUAUGGACCCAAAGUUCUGCUUCAACUUAUGGACUCUUUAUGUCAUAAACAAAAUGGCCUCAAAUCAAUGGGACUGAGUUGGCUGGCCACCUGGCUAAGUGCACUUUAUGCAAUGUCAUUCAGUUCUUCUGUCGAAGCUUCAUUUGAAUCGGGAAUAGAAAUGGAAUUCAUACAUACCCUUCGAAAAAUUCCUUUCAUUCCUCUUUCAGAUGGUACAUACGGUGCAGUGGAUGAAGGCCCAAUUUGGUUACAUUUUGAUGCCUUAAAGACUGAGUUUGAGGGUCAGCAUGGACUCGAGUCUUUUCCUGAUUUGUAUGCUAAACUUCGGAUUGUAAAUCCUGGCUUUCUCAUUGCAUCAUGUGCUGAUGUGCCAUCCAUGGAUGUGACGACAUCUGACAAAGUUACAAGUAUGCUUCGUAGGAUUGGUGUCCAACAGUUAUCCGCACAUGAAAUUAUCAAGGAGCACAUCUUGCCGGAUAUAUCUGAUGACAGGUUUACGGACAGUGAUAAGAAUUUGAUGACUGAUUAUAUUUGCUUUGUAAUGGUUCACCUACAGUCGGACUGCUAUGAUUGUCGUUCUGAAAGGGAAUACAUAAUCUCAGAACUAGGAAACAAAGCAUAUAUAUUAACAAAUGGCGGCUUUAAACGACCAGCUGAAGCAUCAAUUCAUUUCAGUAAAGCAUUUGGAAACCCAUUUGACAUAAAUAAAUUGAUUGAUGGAGUGGAUCUGGUUUGGCAUGAGGUUGACAUCUCCUAUCUGAAGCAUCCUGCCACCAGAUCACUCCCAAGUGGACUGAUGAAAUGGAGGGAUUUUUUCCAGAAAAUUGGUGUUACAGAUUUUGUGAAAGUAGUUCAAGUUGAGAAAGGAAUCAGUAGUUUAUCCGAUGCUUUAUUGAAUGAGUUGAUGUUCAAUAAGGACAUCAUUUCCCUUGGAUUGAAUGCCACUGAUUGGGAGUCACCUGAAUUAGUCCAGUUAUUGACCCAAUUAUCCAGAGAUGACGACAAAAAAGGUUGUGAGUAUCUCUUAGAGGUUCUCGAUACAUUAUGGGAUGAUUGCUACAGUGAUAAAACAAUAGGUUACUGCAUUUCUAAAUCUGUAGCUGAUAGAUGGCCCUUCAGAUCUUCAUUUAUAAGCAGUAUCUGUGAUGUGCAAUGGGUAGUAUCAACAAUGGAUGAUGAACUUCACUAUCCAAAAACUUUGUAUCACGGCUGUCAUGCAGUGUGCUCGAUUCUGGGUGCAUCUGCUCCAUAUUCUGUUCCAAAGGUGAGAAGUGGAAAGUUUGCAAGUGAUAUUGGGUUUAAGACAAGAAUCUCUCUUGGCGAUGUUCUUGAGAUUUUGAAACUCUGGAGGUGUGAGAAACCAUUCAGGGCCAGCCUAGCACAAAUGUUCAAAUUUUACUCAUUAGUUUGGAAUGAAAUGGCUCCUUCAAAGCAGAUAAUUAUGGACGAGUUCCAUUCUGGACCUUCCAUAUUUGUUCCAUAUCAAUCUGGCUUCAGUCACGAGGAUGUGGUGUCUGGUGUAUUUUUGUCCCCUGAAGAAGUAUAUUGGGAUGAUUCCUCUAACUUUAUCAAGGCGGUCCGUCCUGAGUGCAGCUCAACAGCUGUCAAUCACAUCCCCUUAAAUAAGAUGCUUCGUAAUAUCUACCCAGGCCUUCAUGACUUCUUUGUUGGUCACUUUGGAGUACAUGAGACCCCACCUUUUCGGAGCUACCUUCAGAUUUUGUUAGAUUUAACAAAUGUUGCUUUGCCUUCACAAGCAGCUAAUGCUGUUUUUCGAGUUCUCCUCAAAUGGACUGAUGGGUUGAAGUCAGGAUCAAGUGCUGAAGAUAUUCUUUAUCUGAAAGGGUCUCUUACGAAGAUUGAAUGCACGGUGCUUCCUACUGUGCAAGAUAAGUGGGUUUCUCUACAUCCUUCCUUUGGAUUUGUCUGCUGGUGUGAUGAUUUGAUGUUAAGACAGCAGUUUAUGCAUUUGGAUGGCGUUCAUUUUUUAUACUUCGGUGAAUUAAGUCACGAUGAUGUAGAGAUGCUAUUUAAGAAAGUUUCCAUUCUCUUGAAAGCUUUAGGGAUUCCUGCACUUUCAGAGGCUGUAACUCGUCACACAAUAUUUUCUGGUCUGGGAGAUUGUAGCUUUAAAGCUGCAUUGCUGGAUUGGGCUCUUCCAUAUGCACAACGCUACUUACAAAGUGUACACCCUGAUAAAUAUACACAACUCAAGCACUUUGGAUUUGAUAUAGUAAAUCGUCUACAAGUAGUAGUUGUUGAAAAGCUGUUUUAUCAGAACGUUAUAAAGAGUUUCGGAAUUAAAUCCAAGAAGAGGCUAAGAUGUAGCUGUCUGCUGCAGGGUAGCACAUUGUAUACGACCCAAGAGCCAGAUUCACACGCAUUUUUUGUGGAGCUAUCACGUUUGUUUUUUGACGGAAUUCCAGAAUUACACUUGGCAAAUUUCCUUCAUAUGAUCACAACCAUGGCUGAAUCAGGUUCAACUGAGGAGCAGACAGAGUUUUUUAUCUUGAACAGCCAAAAGGUGCCGAAACUUUCUGGCGGAGAAUCUGUUUGGUCCCUGCCAUCAAUGCGUUCAUUGACAGACAAUUACAAGUCACUCCAAAGUAGUGUAACUUCGACAGAAAUAAAUGAGGAAAGCUGUUCAAAAUCCAAAAGGAAAGCAAUAAAGUGGCCACCUGUUGAUUGGAAAACUGCACCGGUUGCACAGUUUAGCAGUGCCUUGGAAAAAGAAAUGUGUGAUGAUUCUCGUGGCAUUAUCGGACAGUUGGAUGAUUUGACUCCAGGUUCAGUUGACAUUAAUUGGACCAUUGAAGAUGAUUCAGCAACGACAUCUGCGGCUUUAGUUAUGCCAGACUCCAAUGAUCUGCAAGAACAUUAUGGCGCAGCUUGCAAUGAGACUGACAAUAGAAUGCGUAUUGAAUUUGAUCCUUUUAACUUAGGUUUUGUUUCUGACCCUCCUGAGAUGCGUUCGUCUAGUUUUAGCCAAAGAGACCAACCUAGACAUGCUGGUACAUCCAGUGGAAGAGAUGGAAGAGAUGCGAUGCUGACCGGGAGACUAGGUGAGCUUGUUGCUUUUAAAUACUUGAUAGCAAAAGCUGGAAAGUCUGUUGUGAAGUGGGUCAAUGAAUGUAACGAAACCGGGCUUCCCUAUGACAUAGUUAUAGGGGAGAAGGAAGAUAGUACCGAGUUCAUUGAAGUUAAAGCAACCCAGUUCCGGACAAAAGACUGGUUUCGCAUAUCAAUGAGGGAGUGGCAAUUCGCAGUUGAAAAAGGUGAAGCUUUCAGCAUUUUGCAUGUCAUUUUGUUGGGUAAUAAUGCUGCAAGGGUCUCGGUAUACAAGAACCCUGCGAAAUUGUGUCAGUCGGGCAAGCUGCAUUUGAAUCUUUCGAUGCCUAAGCAUCACAAGGAAUUAUUCCUGCUGUCGUGAACGGUGCUUCAUAGGCCAGCCCCCAUGUGACUGAUCGGCUUUGGGCUGCAUCCAAAGUUCAGUUCAGCAGGUACAGGUUUUAAUAGCAUGUGUAGAUACAAGAACAGAAAGGUACAUAGUGAUCUCUGCUCUGCUUUGGUACAAUUGCAGCAGCUAUGCUUUUAUACAACUACAUAUUGAGUUGCUGCUCUCAUUUGACCAGAUUUUAUCGUAUCUGUGUCAUAUCCUACCGAUGUGCUAGUCCGGUUGGUUUGCUGGAAUUUGCGUUGCAGCAACUACGAUCAGGCGUGCCACGAUAUACUAACUCUAGCAGGACUUGUUAUGGUUCAGUGAAGAAUCGAGUCGCUGUUGUAUGUAUAAUGAUAGAUUCUGGGAGAUGUGUGUAUAUAUGUACUUGAAGAAAGAACUAACUUAUGUAGUUGCUUUUCAUAGGUAUCAGCUCAGUCAAGACAUAUUUGUACAUUAUACCUGAGAUUUUAUAAAAUACUAGCUUCUUGUCACACGAUUACAUGGCAAUUGGCCCUUUUUAUUGUUUUA